UUAUCCUCAUUAAUAUACACAUGUCUGUGCUGUCAAGUCCUAGAUUAGAACCCCAGGGCUCCCCCGAACCAAGGAUUAAGGCCCCUUCCCCCGCCUCCAAGUUUCUGCUUGCCUCUACCGUGAGCUCCCUCUUCCGGUACCGCAAAACGUCUCUUACAUUAGCAAUCGUACUCACUUAUGUUAUUUCCUUUGUGGUUGUCUCUUAUACCACCAAUGUUGCCCAGGUCGCGCUUCCAGACGAUGCCGCCGAUAUUAUCCUCCUCCAGCAGUCCUGGCUUCACUUGCAAAAAAUCUCUGCCUCCCCGCACCCCUACUCCUCGCUCGCUAACGACGAGGUCCAUGCUUACAUCUUGGCCCAGGUAAAACUACUCCUGGUCAAUUCCUACACGGAGUAUGCCGACGACAAGGAUAACAAGAUCUUAUUCAACCAAAGAAACGUGUUUAACAGCGCGGAUAAGGAAAAUCGGGUUAUCUACUACGAAAGCAACAACGUGCUUGCGCGGGUUAAUGGGACAGACCCUACGUUGCCGGCACUUUUGAUCUCUGCCCACUUCGACUCGGUGCCCUCCGCCUACGGAACCACCGACGACGGGAUGGGCAUCGCCUCCAUGCUCGCGCUUCUCGAGCACUUCAGUUUAGCCUCGACUCCACAACCCCUCCGCACAGUUGUGUUCAACUUCAACAACAACGAGGAGUUUGGCUUGCUUGGUGCCACAGCCUUUUUCAACCACCACUACUCCGAGAACGUGGCCUACUUUAUCAACUUGGAGGGCACGGGUGCUGGCGGCAAGGCCAUCUUAUUUCGUGCCACAGACUACGGGGUAUCCAGCUAUUACUCCGCUGUUCGCUCACCGUUUGGAUCAUCCAUCUUCCAGCAGGGCUUCUCCAACGGCUUGGUGCACUCUGAAACCGACUACAAGGUGUAUAAGGAACAUGGCCUCCGUGGGGUGGACAUCGCCUUUUACAAGCCAAGAUCCAUCUACCAUACCGCCGGUGACUCGAUUCAGGGCAGUGACAAGCAUUCGUUGUGGCACAUGCUCAGUACAGCUAAGGAUUACGUCGAGGAGGUGGUUGGCCAGGCCGAAGUCAACGACAACUUGGAUACUCCCGUGUUCUUUGAUCUUUUGGGCAAAGUUUUUGUCACCCUUCCAGCCUCCGCCUUGAGCACCUUGAACGUCAUCGCACUCACGGUUGUCCCACUCUUAGUCUUGCUCCUCUUACUGGUGGUACUUAAGAGAGGUACUUGGUCGGUUUCCGUCACCGACACCAUUUGGUUCCCUCUUUCCAUUGGCGCCUCGGUUUUCAUCACCCAUGCAGCUACUCAGUCCUUCUUUGGGUCCAAUCCGUUGGUUGUCUCCGCAGACUACGUCACCCCUGUGGCUGUGGCCUCGGCGAUUUUUUUACUAUCUAACUACGCCGCGUUAUCGCUCCUCACCUACGCCCUUCCAGUACACAAUGAAAAGUUGGUGUAUAUUCUUGAGCUCACCUUUGUUUUGUGGGUGGUGUUGCUCAAGUCUGUCGUGGAGGCUAACGGUGAUAAAGCUGCUCAUUCCGGGGAAUACGCUUACACGGCGGUAUUUCUCUGUUUCUCUGGCGCUGCGAUCAUUGGCCUUGUUGGGUUGAGCAUAAAGCGGACCCAGAACUACGAGCCUGAAGCCGAGAACGGUGAGACUGUGCCUUUGUUGGAAGAAGAAACCAUUGUGUACAGUGAUGAACCUCCAACCUUAAAGCACGAUGUUAAGAAUACCGUCUCGUCCCUCAGAUAUCUCACCUACGACUGGUCCUUACAGUUUCUCGUACUCGCCCCUGUUUCUUUAGUGGUGUAUAGUUGCGGCGAUUUAGUUUUCCAGGGAUUGCAUCAAACUUCUCAGGAAAGUGCUUUGGCUACGACUAUGCUCCACAAGUUCACGGUGCUCAUUGCGGUGGCCUGGAGUUUGCCGUUUCUCCCAUUUGUUGUCAAAUUUAACCGUUAUCUCGUGUAUUUCUUGGUUUUGACAGCGCUAUUUGGGAGCUUCAGCAUUUUACAUGAGCCACCCUUCUCCAAGGACUCUCCUUUGAAGUUGCGCUUCUUGCAAGCGGUGGAUAAACGUGGAGCCACUGUGGAGGUGUACGGCCGUGAAGGGUUUGUGAGAGCGGUGGUGGAGGAUUUGCCAUCAGUCAAGGAGUCUGGCCAGAAUGUUACCUGUGUUGCUGCAAGAGACGGCUCUGAAACCUGUUACUACGAGGGCCCCGGGCCAAAAGCCCACUCCGUCGAUGUGGAAAUUCUUAAGAACGGUAGUGAGAUUGUCGCUCCGUUUGAGCCAUUAAGCGGAGAGGUCAAGCUCCACGCUUUGCAGAACAGAAACUGUGUGAUCAGGUUCAACACCACUGGUUAUCCUGAGGCGGGUGUGGUUUCUCCUGUAAAGUCUAUUACUAUCUACCAAGAUAAAAACUCGACAGCUAGCCCGAAGACCGAUUUGAAGUGGGAUGGUGGGCACGUGGACAAGCUGGGCAACUACGUGUACCGUGAUAUGAACGGGAUUGACCAGUUGCUGCUCCACAAGCUCAGCUGGGACCAGUGGUACCACUUGGGGGUCCAGUGGAUUCCAAACUUCAGAGAUGAUUACGCUAUGCAGACAACCACGGCGUUGGGGGUCUCGGUUCAGUGCUACUACGGCGAAGCGGACGCAGAAUCCGUACCAGCCUACACCGAGUUGGUGCAGUACUCGCCAAAACUGGUGUCUAUCGCAAACAUGGCCAGUGGCUUGGUCGUGGUUAACCAGUACUUUGAGUUCUGAGGGCGUUUGGACUGUAUUAUAUUUAUUAAGUAAUUGUUUCAAUGAGUGUAGUGGUGCCAAAUGCGCCUGUUAUAGGUAGGAGGCACGGUGUGUCGAUUUAUUGCGAAGAUCAAGAUUUGAUAUGUGUGGAACUUGAUGAAUGGAUGAGAUAUCCGACAUACCCGUACUCUUCAACUAUAAUAAAAGAGCUAGGUCAGUUUUCUGAUGAGUUUAGUAUAGGUAAUGCU
Babjeviella inositovora NRRL Y-12698 is the source of this 3004-nucleotide messenger RNA. RefSeq lists its product as uncharacterized. NCBI's taxonomy places the organism in Eukaryota, Fungi, Ascomycota, Pichiomycetes, Serinales. The record is from RefSeq and is a predicted model, not a curated record. The transcript has a single exon. Gene Ontology annotation, molecular function: metalloexopeptidase activity. Bases 21 to 2777 code for a protein of 918 amino acids. Gene Ontology annotation, biological process: proteolysis.